This is a messenger RNA of Hippocampus comes (tiger tail seahorse), 1533 nucleotides long. It is a transcript of the gene nkx2.4a, whose product is annotated as NK2 homeobox 4a. Gene Ontology annotation, cellular component: nucleus. Gene Ontology annotation, biological process: regulation of transcription by RNA polymerase II; cell differentiation. The transcript is spliced from 2 exons. Gene Ontology annotation, molecular function: RNA polymerase II cis-regulatory region sequence-specific DNA binding; DNA-binding transcription factor activity, RNA polymerase II-specific. The record is from RefSeq and is a predicted model, not a curated record. NCBI's taxonomy places the organism in Eukaryota, Metazoa, Chordata, Actinopteri, Syngnathiformes, Syngnathidae. Bases 175 to 1236 code for a protein of 353 amino acids.
UAAACCGGGCUAAGAGCGCCCUGGGCUCGCCUCCUUCUCCAAGGCGAUCAAUAGGAUCUCAGGCGCACUCCAAGCCCUCUCUUACGUAGACACCCAACAAGGAGAGAGCCGAUACAACAACACGCUUGAUCUGCUGCAACACCCCCCCAAAAAAAUCUACCUGCUUUCUGAAUCAUGUCGUUGAGCCCAAAGCAUACAACGCCUUUUUCCGUGACAGAUAUUUUGAGCCCAAUCGAGGAGACCUACAAGAAGUUUAGUGCCAUGGACGGCGCGGGGAACCUCAGCUCUCCGCUGGGAGCCUACCGGCAGCCGCAAGUGUCUCAGGGCGGCAUGCAGCAGCACUCCAUGGGCCACAACGGCGGCGUGGCGGCCGCCUACCACAUGCCGCACUCCGUGUCCCAGUUCUCCCACAGCGCCAUGGGGGGAUAUUGCAAUGGGAGCAUUGGCAACAUGGGCGAGUUGCCGUCCUACCAGGAGAGCAUGAGGAAUAGUGCUGCUGCAGCAACAGGCUGGUACAGCACCAACGCUGAUCCCAGAUAUUCCACCAUUUCUAGAUUCAUGGGACCUUCCACAGGUAUGAACAUGGCGGCCAUGGGGGGUCUGACGGGAAUGGCGGACGCCUCCAAAUCCAUGCCGGCCCUGCACGCUGCGCCCAGGAGGAAGCGGCGGGUUCUCUUCUCGCAGGCUCAGGUCUACGAGUUGGAGAGGAGGUUCAAGCAGCAGAAGUACCUGUCGGCGCCGGAGAGGGAGCACCUGGCGAGCAUGAUCCACCUGACGCCGACCCAGGUGAAGAUCUGGUUCCAGAACCAUCGAUACAAGAUGAAGCGCCAGGCCAAGGACAAGGCGGCGCAGCAGAUGCAACAACAACAGCAGCAGCAGCAACAACAACAGCAACAGGACGGGACCAUGUGCCAACAGCAGGCCCAGUCCCCGAGGCGCGUAGCCGUACCGGUUCUGGUCAAGGACGGCAAACCGUGUCAGAACGCCUCCAACACGCCGACGCCGAACCAACAAGCCGUGCAGCAGAAUCAACAGAGCCAACAGCAGAAUGGGGCCGUGGUGGUGCUCGGCCAGCACCAGAACCAGCAGCAGGUAAACGAUUUGGACCUGGAGGAGAUGUCGCCCAGCCCCCCCUCCCUGCACAGCCAGCUCAGCAUGGCCCAAAUAGACACUUCUGCUGUAGAUUACGCCAGUAAUAUGGUCAGCUCGAACCUCCUAUACGGCAGAACGUGGUAGGACCCAGUGCAGUCACUUUUUUUUCUAUCAACCUGCGGAUGAUGAGCCCAUUCCACACACGCGUAUAGACGCAAAAUACAAUAUAUGGUUGGGAAGAAGACAAAAGUGGGGGCCGACGCCCCGGGCCACGCACACGCGAGUACCAGCUGAUCAAGGCACAUUUUCUUGACAUCUCUAAAGAAGGGAGUCUAUUUUUGAACAUUACACACAUGGCUGGCCCUUGAAAAGCAAUCAAGACGCUUGGACCCCUUUUGUAAUCUUUUGGACCUCCCUCGUGAUGUUUUAAUGUUAGUAUGU